Fibroporia radiculosa is the source of this 1575-nucleotide messenger RNA. RefSeq lists its product as uncharacterized. Bases 1 to 1575 code for a protein of 524 amino acids. NCBI's taxonomy places the organism in Eukaryota, Fungi, Basidiomycota, Agaricomycetes, Polyporales, Fibroporiaceae. The record is from RefSeq and is a predicted model, not a curated record. The transcript is spliced from 8 exons. Gene Ontology annotation, molecular function: oxidoreductase activity, acting on paired donors, with incorporation or reduction of molecular oxygen; iron ion binding; heme binding.
AUGACUAUCGUCGAAUUCUUGAACUUGUCCUCCGCAGACCUCCUCUCGCGAGAGACCCUCUCGGUGCUGCUACUCAGCACCAUCUCCCUCAUCGUACUCGCUCUGGGAUUGAACGACCACCGCGGCAGCAGGGCGAAGCUCCCGCCGCUGGUCAAGUACAAGGCACGUCCUCCUCGUGUUGCCCCAGGGGCGCAGAUGCUCAUCCCCCCCCUGUCCAUCGCGCAGUGGCCCAUCCUCGGAUCAACGUUUGACUUCCUGAAGGACCAGGCGGGAUUCACAUGUGCGGCGUACGAGAAGUACGGCUCUGUCUUUCGUGUGUACAUCCGCGGACACGUCCAGGCGGUCGUCGGAAAAGAACACGUCCGCGACAUCUUCCUCAACCCGGCGUUCAACUUCGAGGAAGCGGUGAAGGAUGAGUACAAUCUCGCAGAGAUGAUCGGGACGGCACAGACGCGGCUCGAACCUCACCGGCUGCUCGCGGCGAUCCUGACUCCGCACGUCGCGCGAUUCGUGCCCAUCCUCUCAGGCGUGCUCACGCGAGGCUUUGACGUCGGCGUCGGGGCGGACCUCGCCGCGCCGCGCCGGGUGGACAACCCGCCCGCGCUCGUCAUGGACGUGCUCGCGCGCGCGACGACAGUGUGUUUCUUUGGCGAGGAGCUGGGCACGAACGCCGAGCUGAUACCGGUGUACCAGGACUUUGCGUCGUCGAUCGGCCACUUUGUCGCGCGAAAGAGCCCCAUGCUCGCCCUGCUCCCGCGCGUGGCCAAGUUUUGGAUCUGGGUGAAGUUCAACUUCUACUCCCCCACAGCGGCAUACCGAGAAACGCUGCUAAAACACGCCAUGCCCAUCGUGCACGAGCGCCGUCGCCAGAUGGCAGAGCUGGGGGAGGAAUACGAGCGUCCGGUGGACUCCCUCCAAGCCUAUCUGAACACCGUGCCCCCCGACGAGCCGGUCGACGAGAUGGAGCUCGGCACGAUUAUGCUCGUGCUGAUCUUCUUCUCGAUCCACACGACGACCAAGCGCGCGAUCGUGUGCCUCUACAACCUCGCAAAGUACCCUCAAUUCAUCGAGGCGCUCCUCGAGGAGCAGGAGGACGUGCUCGGGCGCGACUGGGCGGACGGGAGCGUCGGGCUCGACCAGCUGCAGCGCCUCGUGAAGCUCGACAGCUUCAUCCGCGAGUGCCUGCGCACGAGCAACCGCAGCAUCGCGCUGCCGCACAAGAUCGUCGGCAUGGACGGGUGGGAGCUCCCAGGCGGGUACGUCCUCCCGAAAGGGACGGUCGUGAACAUCAACGCAGAGGACCUGUACUACGCCCCCGAGCUGCAGGGCCCGAACCCGCGCGAGUUCAACGCCUGGCGGUUCGUCGGCACGGACAAGGUCGCCUCGCGCAUCGGGCCGGAUAUGAUCGUCUUCGGGCUCGGCCGACACGCGUGCCCCGGACGCUUCUUCGCGGUGCACGAGCUGAAGCUGUUCGUGAGCCUCAUCCUGAAGCGCUACCGCGUCUCCUUCCCUCCUGGCGCAAAACCAGGCGACUCUGGCCCCCUCGUCUUCGCCCCCGUGGGUGCGGCGCCGUGA